Molecule: messenger RNA, 1496 nt
Organism: Vombatus ursinus (common wombat)
Lineage: Eukaryota; Metazoa; Chordata; Mammalia; Diprotodontia; Vombatidae
Gene: PDHA1
Product: pyruvate dehydrogenase E1 alpha 1 subunit
Exons: 12
Coding region: 105-1292 (395 amino acids)
Biological process (GO): pyruvate decarboxylation to acetyl-CoA
Cellular component (GO): intracellular membrane-bounded organelle
Molecular function (GO): pyruvate dehydrogenase (acetyl-transferring) activity
Source: RefSeq, a predicted model, not a curated record
CGUCCGCUGCCGACGCCUGAAGGAGACUCCGGACACGAACACGGUCCCUUCCGGCUCCGUCCGCCGCCGGCCAACAGCCUCUCCGCCGCCGCCGCUACUGCUCCAUGCGGAAAAUGCUCGCCGUCGUUUCCCGCGUGCUGACGGGCGCCUCCCAGAAACCGGGAGCUGCUAGUGAGGCUGGAAGAGUGCUAUUGGCAGCCAGAAACUUUGCGAAUGAUGCUUCAUUUGAUAUUAAGAAAUGUGACGUUCAUCGGCUUGAGGAUGAACCUCCCACCACAGCAGUUCUCACUAGAGAGGAAGGACUCAAGUACUAUAAAAUCAUGCAGACUGUCCGUCGGAUGGAAUUGAAAGCAGACCAGCUGUAUAAGCAAAAGAUCAUCCGUGGUUUCUGCCACUUGUAUGAUGGUCAGGAAGCUUGUUGUGUGGGGCUUGAAGCUGGUAUAAAUCCUACAGAUCAUGUGAUUACAGCCUAUCGAGCACAUGGCUUUACUUAUACUCGUGGUCUUCCCGUUCGAGAAAUUCUGGCAGAGCUUACGGGACGAAGAGGGGGAUGUGCCAAAGGAAAAGGAGGCUCUAUGCACAUGUAUGCCAAGAACUUCUAUGGUGGCAACGGCAUUGUUGGAGCUCAGGUACCUUUGGGAGCUGGUAUUGCCCUGGCCUGUAAGUACAAUGAAAAAGAUGAGAUCUGUUUGACUUUGUAUGGAGAUGGUGCUGCUAAUCAGGGUCAGAUAUUUGAAACUUACAAUAUGGCAGCUUUGUGGAAAUUGCCUUGUAUUUUCAUUUGUGAGAAUAAUCGAUAUGGAAUGGGAACUUCUGUAGAGAGAGCAGCAGCCAGCACUGACUAUUACAAAAGAGGAGACUUUAUUCCAGGAAUAAGGGUAGAUGGUAUGGAUGUUCUGUGUGUCCGUGAGGCAACAAAAUUUGCAGCUGCCUAUUGUAGAUCAGGAAAGGGCCCCAUGUUGAUGGAACUGCAGACAUAUCGUUAUCAUGGACACAGCAUGAGUGACCCUGGUGUCAGUUAUCGUACUCGGGAAGAAAUUCAGGAAGUAAGGAGUAAGAGUGACCCUAUCAUGCUUCUCAAAGAUAGAAUGGUGAACAACAACCUUGCCAGUAUUGAAGAAUUAAAGGAAAUUGAUGUUGAAGUAAGGAAAGAGAUUGAGGAUGCCGCCCAGUUUGCUACAGCUGAUCCAGAGCCACCUUUGGAAGAAUUAGGCAAUCACAUCUACUGCAGAGAGCCACCUUUUGAAGUUCGAGGUGCAAAUCAGUGGAUCAAGUACAAAUCUGUCAGCUAAAAGGAAGUAUGUGUUGAAACUUAUAUAAGGUCUUUAAUGGAACUUUAUCUUGUCAGCUCUAAGAAACUAAGUGUUAGGGAUGAACCUUCACAAACAAGCAUUUUGAAUUGUCAUUAGAAGAUACUAAAUUCAGGGCAGCUAGGUGGUACAGUGGAUAGAGCUCCAGCCUUGGAGUCAGGAGGACCUGAUUUUAAACCCAGCCUC